UGGGAGACUCAAGCAGCUGCAGGAGAAACAGCGAGGAGAGUGAGAGGAAAAAAGAGCGACGGAGAUGGCGAGUCUAAACAUGGAGCCGACAUCGCUGCUGCUGGGGCUGCUGUGGCUGCUUCUAGCAGCCCGAACCACCUCGGUUCAGGGUUUGAACGGCGACGAGGACCAGAGCCAGGAUACCGAGUGCAAGAUGAAGAGCGUCACCGUGUCAGCGCUGCCGUUUCUGAGGGAGAACGACUUGAGCAUCAUGCACAGUCCGUCGGCCUCUGAGCCCAAGCUGCUAUUCUCCGUCAGGAACGAUUUUCCAGGGGACGUGGUUGUUGUGGACGACCUGGAAAACACCGAGCUUCCUUUCUUCGUCCUGGAGAUCUCUGGGAACUCUGAGGACAUCCCUCUGGUGCGCUGGCGGCAGCAGUGGCUGGAGAAUGGGACACUUCUUUUUCACAUCCACCAUCAGGACGGCAGUGUGAACCUACCUGAACCAACUGAAGACCCCGCCAACGACUCUUCGAAGGAAGAGAUGCGCAUACUACACAUCUCUGUGAUGGGUGGAAUGAUCGCCCUUCUGCUGUCCGUCCUGUGCCUCGUCCUGAUCCUGUACACCCGCAGGCGCUGGUGUAAGAGACGCCGCAUCCCUCAGCCCCAAAAAAGUGCCAGUGCUGAGGCAGCUAAUGAGAUACACUACAUCCCAUCAGUGUUGAUGGGGGGCCAGGCUCGGGAAAGCCUAAGAAACUCCAGGGGUCAGGGGCCGAACUCUGCUGGCACCCUCAGCAUCCGUGAAACACCAAUUUUGGACGGGUAUGAGUACGACAUUACAGACCUGCGUCACCAUUUGCAGCGAGAAUGCAUGAACGGCGGCGAGGAAUAUGCUAGCCAAGUCACCCGUACGCUGGACUCCCUUCAGGGCUGCAAUGACAAGAAUAAUAUGGACCUCACACCCGUGAAUGACAACACCAAGUUGGCCCUGAUGAACAAAUAUAAGGACAACAUCAUCGCCACGAGCCCAUUGGACAGCAAUCACCAGCAGAACACUCUGCUACCACACAACACGUCUACCAGCCAACGCAAACGCCUCUCCAGCAAUACCCGAGCGGGUUCAACUUUCUUGAACCCAGACGGGGACUCUGGGACGGAGGCAGACAGCGAGCCUCAGCUGGCGUUUUACACAGACCCGAACCGCAGUCGGCGCCGGAGUCGAGGUAUGAGAAAUGGUAACGCCAACAGCGCGUGGGGCUCUGGGGCAGGAUCUCCUCGAAGUCCCAUCAACAAGACCACCCUGACCCUGAUCAGUGUCAUCAGCUGUGUGAUCGGCCUAGUUUACUCCUCUCACCUCGCCUGCAGCCUCUCAGUUCGAGUAAUCUUACAUGUGCCGGAGCACCUCAUAGCUGACGGAUCAAGGUUCAUUCUGCUCCAGGGGAGCCAGUUGGAUGCUUCAGAUUGGCUCAAUCCUGCCCAGAUCUUGUUAUACUACCAGCAGAAUGCUAGUGGACCUUGGGUCAAUGAGCUGUGUGGACGACGUCUACUAGAUCCUUGUGAACACCAGUGUGAUCCAGAGACAGGAGAAUGCAUUUGUCUUGAUGGCUACAUGAAGGAUCCAGUCCACAAACAUCUUUGCAUCCGCAGUGAGUGGGGGCCUAACCAGGGUCCCUGGCCUUACACCAUCUUCCAGCGGGGUUUUGAUCUUGUGAUGGGAGAACAACCCUCUGAUCGCAUUUUCAGAUUUACAUACACUCUGGGAGAAGGAAUGUGGCUUCCUCUGAGCAAAAGCUUUGUCAUCCCCCCUGCUGAGCUCGCCAUCAACCCGUCAGCCAAAUGCAAGACAGAUAUGACAGUAAUGGAGGAUGCAGUAGACGUAAGAGAGGAGCUGAUGAUCAGUUCUUCAUUUGACUCUCUGGAGGUUCUCCUGGACUCUUUUGGACCUGUCAGAGAUUGCACCAAAGAUAAUGGUGGCUGCAGCCGCAACUUCCGAUGCAUAUCUGACCGGAAGCUUGAUUCUACCGGCUGUGUGUGCCCCCCAGGUCUGAGUCCAAUGAAAGAUGGGACCGGAUGCUAUGACCACCACAUUGGGAUUGACUGCUCUGACGGCUUCAAUGGUGGAUGUGAGCAGCUGUGCCUCCAACAGCUGGCCCCUCUAGAGGAUGACCCAACACUUUACAACAUCCAGAUGUUCUGUGGGUGCAUUGAGGACUAUAAACGUGGUCCUGAUGGGAGGUCAUGCUUACCUCUAUCUGAAGUCUGCACAGAGGGCGUAGACUGUGGGGAAGCAAUAGACAUCCCUGCCAACCAGACUGUCUUUGGAGACCUCUUCUACGGCUACAACAACCAGACCCAGGAAAGCACCACUGGUCAGAUACUGAAGGCCACAUUCAGGCAGAAGAACUUUGCCCGAGGCAUUGAGCAGCAGCUCCCAGAUGGCAUGGUGGUGGCGUCGGUGCCAACGGAGGUUCAGUGCCAUGAGGAGCUGUCAGACCCUGUGCCUGACCCAGAAUAUCUCACGGGUAUGGUGAACUACAGCGAGGUGUCUGGCUAUCCUCUUGUCCAACACUGGAGUCUACGUUCUGUGUUGUACCAUGUCAAACUCAACCAGUGGGUCUUGUCUCAAGCUUUUAGCUCUGCAAUCCAUUCUCUAGACGGGGCAACGCAGCGCAGCGACUUUGUCUCGAUCCUGAGGGAGUUCGGGAACCACUAUGUACAGGAGGCAGUUUAUGGCUUCCAGGAGUCCUGUACCAUCUGGUACCCCAACAAACAAGUCCAGAGACAGCUGUGGCUGGAGUACCAGGACAUCAGCAAAGGUAAUUCCCCUUCAGAAGAGUCAGAGGAGCGGGACAAGGAGCCCAGGACGUUGACUUACCCAGCAUACAUUGCAAGCCUUUUGGACACAGGAGCUAAGCGCAUGGUGGCCGGCGUCAGAAUGGACUGCACCAGCCAAGGCCAGUGCCCACGCUCCUGUCACCUCUGCCAUAUGAGUCCAAGGGCGGCACAGGGACGGCAGCAGUCUGAACCGGUCCUCCUGAAGAUUACCAAGGCUGCACCAAUCUAUGAACUAGUGUCCAACAAUGAGACCUAUCAGGCUCUCCAGGAAGCAAUGAUGAGCAUGCUGUGGUGCUCAGGCAAAGGCGACGUUAUUGAUGACUGGUGUCGAUGUGAUUCCAGCGCAUUCGGCACAGACGGACUGCCCACCUGCGCCCCGCUUCCUCAACCCAUGCUGAAGCUGUCUUACACCUAUGAACCCAGUAGUUCAUUGGUCAUCAUGGAGUGGAACCACACUGAGCCACCAAUCGGCGUACGCAUUGUUGAUUACCUCAUCAGUCAGGAGAAGGUGACAGAGAGGACGGACCACUCUAAACUUGAGACAG
Cyprinodon variegatus (sheepshead minnow) is the source of this 3359-nucleotide messenger RNA. It is a transcript of the gene astn1, whose product is annotated as astrotactin 1. Lineage: Eukaryota; Metazoa; Chordata; Actinopteri; Cyprinodontiformes; Cyprinodontidae. The record is from RefSeq and is a predicted model, not a curated record. The transcript has 20 exons. The annotation marks the transcript as partial. Gene Ontology annotation, biological process: neuron cell-cell adhesion; neuron migration.